This is a messenger RNA of Colletotrichum tamarilloi, 261 nucleotides long. RefSeq lists its product as uncharacterized. NCBI's taxonomy places the organism in Eukaryota, Fungi, Ascomycota, Sordariomycetes, Glomerellales, Glomerellaceae. The record is from RefSeq and is a predicted model, not a curated record. The transcript has a single exon. The coding region runs from base 1 to 261 and encodes 86 amino acids.
AUGAGACUGAGCCGGUCACGGACGCCAUUGAGACUUCAGGACCUAUGGAAGAAAAACAUAUCGCGUAUCCGCAGGGUCAGCAUCACUCUGAAGUGGGACGAGGCAUACCUUGCUGACGUCUCCUCAGCGCUUAUACGAAAUGCACGUAAAGUAACUCAGCUUACCUUUUUCUUGCCGAAAAUAAAUGUGACAACACGGGGCAAGGAAAAGCAUUCUAUUGAGGGAAACGAGGAGAGUCUAAACUCAAUUGAACAUAUAUAA